This is a messenger RNA of Colletotrichum karsti, 1713 nucleotides long. Its product is annotated as t-complex protein 1 subunit epsilon. Gene Ontology annotation, cellular component: chaperonin-containing T-complex. Lineage: Eukaryota; Fungi; Ascomycota; Sordariomycetes; Glomerellales; Glomerellaceae. Gene Ontology annotation, biological process: protein folding. The record is from RefSeq and is a predicted model, not a curated record. The transcript is spliced from 5 exons. Gene Ontology annotation, molecular function: ATP-dependent protein folding chaperone; ATP hydrolysis activity; ATP binding.
UUGCAUUCGAAUCGCAUUACCAACCCGAUUACCCAGCGACGUGCGACAACCUUCACCAUGGCGUUGAACCUGGAUAUGGCCAACGCGGUCGUGACGAAGGACGAGCAAGGUCGUCCCUUCAUUGUCGUCAGAGAUCAGGGAAAGAAGAAGAGGCAAUAUGGCAACGAAGCUGUCAAGAACCACAUUCUCGCCGCCCGUACGGUUGCAAACAUCGUCAAGACCUCCCUGGGCCCCCGCGGUCUCGACAAGAUCCUCAUCUCCCCCGAUGGAGACAUCACAGUGACGAACGACGGUGCCACGAUUCUGCAACAGAUGGAGAUCUCCAACCACGUCGCCAAGCUGCUGGUAGAACUGUCCAAGUCGCAGGAUGACGAGAUUGGUGACGGUACGACUGGUGUUGUUGUCCUUGCCGGUGCCCUGCUCGAACAGGCGGCGGAGCUUAUCGACAAGGGAAUCCACCCUAUCCGUAUCGCCGACGGAUACGACCAGGCUUGCGACAUCGCCGUAUCGGAGCUCGACAAGAUUUCGGACACCAUCGAGUUCACAAAGGAGAACACAGAAAACCUGUUGAAGGUGGCACGGACAAGUUUGGGCAGCAAGAUCGUCUCCAAGGCGCACGACCAGUUCUCCAAGAUCGCGGUGGAUGCCGUCCUCUCCGUUGCCGACCUGGAGCGGAAAGACGUCGACUUCGAGCUUAUUAAGGUCGACGGCAAGGUUGGAGGAGCUCUCGAGGAUACUAUGCUCGUCAAGGGUGUCAUUAUCGACAAGGACUUCUCUCACCCCCAGAUGCCCUCGGAGGUCAAGGAUGCCAAGAUCGCCAUCCUUACCUGCGCCUUCGAGCCCCCUAAGCCCAAGACUAAGCACAGACUCGACAUCACCAGCGUCGAGGAGUUCAAGAAGCUGCAAAGCUACGAGCGUGAGAAGUUUAUCGAGAUGAUUCAGCAGAUCAAGGACGCCGGUGCCAACCUGGCUCUCUGCCAGUGGGGUUUCGACGACGAGGCGAACCACUUGCUGCUCCAGAACGGCCUCCCUGCCGUGAGGUGGGUUGGUGGCCCCGAGAUCGAGCUGGUGGCUAUCGCGACAAACGGCCGCAUUGUGCCCCGGUUUGAGGACCUCAAGCCUGAGAAGCUUGGUACCGCUGGUCGCGUCAGAGAGAUGACCUUCGGUACGACAAGAGAGAAGAUGCUGGUUAUUGAGGAGUGCGCCAACACUCGUGCGGUGACUGUCUUCGUCCGCGGUAGCAACAAGAUGAUCAUCGACGAGGCCAAGCGCUCUCUCCACGACGCCCUGUGCGUUGUUCGCAACCUGGUUAGAGAUAACCGUGUUGUCUACGGUGGUGGUGCUGCCGAGAUUGCCUGCUCUUUGGCUGUCGAGGACGCUGCCGUCAAGACCCCCGGUCUGGAGCAGUACGCCAUGCGUGCCUUCUCCGAGGCCCUGGACUCUGUUCCCAUGGCCCUGGCCGAAAACAGCGGUCUGAACCCUAUCGCUACGCUGGCGGAGGUGAAGAGCCAGCAGGUCAAGGCCGGUCCCUCUGGCCGCGGAAAGCUCGGCGUCGACUGCAUGAACCGCGGCAACAACGACAUGAAGGACGCCUUCGUCAUCGACCCCCUUAUUAGCAAGAGACAGCAGCUCAUGCUGGCCACGCAAUUAUGCCGCAUGGUGCUGAAGGUGAACAACGUCAUCAUUGCCGGAUCUGGCGAGGAGGACUUUUAA